GCAAUGUUACCCUUUCAACGCAAACCAAAACCCAAAACCCCCCCAUAAACUAAAUAAUCAAAUUAGUAAAACAAAUAAAUAAAUAAAUAAUGUGGACUGCACGACGAAUCAGUCAAUAAAAAAAUCUGUCUUAAUUUCAUUUUCAUAACGCAUCAAAAUUAAGUCUCUUCUCAUCUUCUUCUUCUUCUUUUCAACUCUUCUCAUUGGAUUGGAUCUCUAACAGGCUUAUGUUUUAUUGGGUAAACUUUCAGUUUUUGCAUUGUUGACGAGGAAAUCUUAGGUUCAUUUUAAAUUUUUAACCAUGGAACAUCAAGAUUUAGUGGAUAAGAAUGAAGAGAGUGUUGAAUCGAUCGAAAAGGUUAACAAUACUGAAGAUCAGGAUAAGAUGAAUGAGGUUGAAGGUGUGAAAUCUGAGUUGGUUAAUGUUGAUGAGAGCAAGGAUUUGCAAUCUGAAACUAGUUCUAUUCAAGAAGUGCAAGGGAGUAAUUCCAAGGGAUCUGAAGCUGAAAUUAGAGUCAAUACUAAUGGACAAGAGUACUCUGGUGAUAAAGAGGGUUCCAAUGGAGAUUGUGAGCCUGAAAGACUAGAGCCAAAUCUGGAUAAAGAGAAGGAUGACAGAAGAGACAUGGAAUCAGCACAUAUGAAUGAAAAGGUGGAUGAAGUUCUGGGUGAGGACCACAAUAUGGAGCCUGUAUUUGAUGGAACAGAGGUUCCUGGGCUGGAAGGUCUCCGGAUCACUUCUACUCGUAAGCAGGAUGGAGAUCAAGAGUCGCCGCGAAUGGUGGAGAAGGCGGUGGCUCUGAAAAACUUUGUUAAGGAGAAAAGUGCAGUGGCAGUGUCCACCAUGCUCCGCCGCCUAUCUGGAAGACGCGGCGAAGGAGAUUUGGGUAAUUUUGAUGAUGAAGGUAAGGAUAUCUCAGAUCCCUCAAAAGAGGGUGAAUCAACUGUUGCUGAAAAGGGAGGGCAGAAAUCUGCAUGGAAUCCGUUGAAUUAUAUUAAGAAGUCAUCUGAUGUUGAUGGAGAAAACAAAACCGAGCAGGGGGAUUCGGUGAAUGAAAAUCCAAAUAUCCCCAUCGACAUGAAAGGAAGGAUUAUACUGUACUCCAAACUUGGCUGCCAAGAAUCCAAAGAGAUAAGGCUCUUCUUGCGUGCGAAAAGGCUUAGAUUUGUUGAAAUCAACCUAGAUGUUUAUCCCAGCAGAGAGAAAGAGCUGGAGAAGUUUUCUGGAUCUACAUCUGUUCCAAAGGUUUAUUUCAAUGAGAUACUUAUAGGUGGCUUGAGUGAGCUAAAGACCUUAAAAGAGUCCGGCAACCUCGAUGAGAAGAUCGACUUUCUCAUCGGUGAAGCACCAUUGUUCGAAGCACCACAGCCGCCUCUUUCUGGUGAGGAUGAUGAUUCCAGUAGUGGGGCAAUUGAUGAAUUUGCAGUAAUUGUCCGCAAAAUGAAAGAGUCUAUUCCUGUGAAGGACAGAUUUCACAAAAUGCGCAGGUUCACUAACUGUUUUCUUGGGUCAGAAGCUGUAGAUUUCUUGUCUGAAGAUCAGUAUCUGGAAAGGCCAGAGGCUGUUGAGUUUGGACGAAAGCUUGCUAGCAAACUCUUCUUUUAUCAUGUUCUUGAUGAGAAUAUAUUUGAAGAUGGUAAUCAUUUGUAUCGGUUCUUGGAUGAUGAUCCAAUUGUGGCUUCACAAUGCUACAACAUUCCGAAGGGUAUAGCUACUGUGAAGCCGAAACCUAUAGCAGAAAUUGCAUCAAGGCUGAGGUUUCUGUCUUAUGCAAUGUUUGAAGCCUAUGUUUUUGAAGAUGGACGUCGUGUUGAUUACACAAGUUUGCAUGCAAGUGGGGAGUUUGCAAGGUAUUUGAGAACUGUUGAAGAGCUUCAAAGAGUGGAAAUUUGGGAUAUGUCUAGGGAAGAGAAGCUUGCUUUCUUUAUCAAUCUUUACAAUAUGAUGGCAAUCCAUGCAAUAUUGGUAUUAGGUCAUGCCUCUGGAGCAAUGGAAAGAAGGAAAUUAUUUGGAGAGUUCAAAUAUGUUAUUGGUGGAUCCUCCUACUCUCUUUCAGCUAUUCAAAAUGGUAUAUUGAGGGGAAACCAGCGACCUCCUUAUAACCUUAAGAAGCCAUUUGGUUCAAAAGAUAGACGCUUAAAGGUGGCACUCCCUUACCCUGAACCUCUCAUUCAUUUUGCUUUGGUGUGUGGUAGCCGAUCAGGGCCUGCACUUAGGUGCUAUUCACCUGGAAAAAUCGACGAGGAAUUAACGGAUGCAGCACGCAAUUUCUUGAGAAGCGGAGGCAUUCUGAUUGAUUUGGCUGCUAAGGAUGCAUCUGCCAAUAAGAUCCUUAAAUGGUACAGUAUAGAUUUUGGCAAGAGCGAGGUGGAGGUACUGAAGCAUGUGUCAAACUACCUAGAUCCAUCUAAUUCAGAGGUAUUAUUGGACAUGCUUGCCACUUCUGAGUUUAAGGUCACAUAUCAACCUUAUGAAUGGGGUUUGAACGCCUAGCUGGUCCUAUCAAGGUUGACUUUGUAGAUAGCAAUAUGAUUACAUGAAUCCACACUGAUUUUCUAUUCUGUUACCCAUAUUAUCCCUAUAGUAAUCAACUUCAUAUUGUAAACUUUUUCCGCGGCAUUUGUUUAAUACAUACGCAAAGUGGAAAAGGUGGGCUUUGAGGAAAGUCAGUAUUAUUAUUUCCUGGUCUAAGAACAUUAUUUGAGUAUUUU
Messenger RNA from Arachis duranensis, 2712 nucleotides. RefSeq lists its product as uncharacterized. The transcript has 7 exons. The record is from RefSeq and is a predicted model, not a curated record. Gene Ontology annotation, biological process: intracellular signal transduction. NCBI's taxonomy places the organism in Eukaryota, Viridiplantae, Streptophyta, Magnoliopsida, Fabales, Fabaceae. Bases 302 to 2494 code for a protein of 730 amino acids.